Messenger RNA from Ilex paraguariensis (yerba mate), 363 nucleotides. NCBI's taxonomy places the organism in Eukaryota, Viridiplantae, Streptophyta, Magnoliopsida, Aquifoliales, Aquifoliaceae. The record is from the annotation of a GenBank genome assembly.
AUGGCGUUGAAGACUUUCAAAGGAGAAUGGGACGCCGCUCUUGCUUUUGCGGGGGUUGCACUUGAUUCUCCUCAACAACAUAGGUACACACCUUCCCUCAUGGUGGUAGAGGUAGAGGAGUCUUUAGAAACCCCUCCUGCUCUUCCCCAGGUCAAUAUCCCCCAUCCCAAGGUUCCUCUUAUUCCUUCGGCUCCAUCCGCACUUGCAGCUCCUCUUGCCCCCACAAUUGAUAGCCUUUUGAUUGACAUGGAUGCGCUCCUCGAGGAUGAUAGUGUUCUGACUGCCUUCUCUUGUCCCUGUCAUAGCAAAACUUUACUUUGCUUUUUUCUUCCUUUUUUUUCUUUUCUUUUUCGGGGUCUUUAG